AUGUCGGUCUCCAAGGGAGUGUAUAAUUCGACGCUCACUGGGAACAUCACCCUCUGCAAUUUCACGGCCGGUGGAUCCAGGAGUGAGUGGGGAGCACCUUCCAUCAUGUCAAUGUUCAUCCUCAUCCUUACCUUCCUACUGGGCGUCCCGGGCAACGGCGCAAUCAUCUGGGUGUCUGGCUUCAAGAUGAAGAGUAAGGUCCACACUGUGUGCUUCCUGAACCUGGCCAUGGCUGACCUGAUUUGUUGCCUGUUACUCCCCUUCCCCAUGGUCAGCAUCUCCCAUUUCUACUCUGGGUACGUUAUCAAUUUGCCUUGGGUAUUUAUUACAUCCACUAUUCUCCUAAACGCUUUCGCCAGCAUAUAUAUGUUAUGCCUGAUCAGCAUCUAUCGCUGCCUGGCUAUUACUCGGCCCAUCUGGUUCCAGCAACAUCUGAGCCUCACAUGGGUACGUGCGACCUGCUUCGUGGUCUGGGUCAUAGCCAUCGCCAUAUGCCUGCUAUUAUUCUUCGAUCGAGAUCAUUCCGAAUCUAUCAUAACUUGGACCGUCUUCAGCUUCGGCCUCCCCCUUGUAAUUAUGAUCAUUUGCUACGCCCUCGUUGGCUGGAGGCUGCGCGGGGAAAGGUUCGCUCAGUCCAGGAAGCCCGUACGCCUGAUCGUGACGGCGGUCUCCGCCUUUAUGAUCUGCUGGCUCCCCAUCACUCUCUGCGCCCUCAUAACCAUCUUCUCCAAAAGUUUUCAUCCGGACUGGGUCAUAUUCACUAAAGCUCUGGCCUCAUUCAACAGCUCCCUCAACCCUUUGGUCUACGUCUUCGCCGGCAGAGACUUCCGUCAGAUCUUCAGGCGCUCCCUGUUUGCCUCGCUCCAGCUGGCCUUCACCGAGCCUGAGCUGAAGGGUGAGACGCAGAACCGCAAUCCCACCUCAAAUACGAUUGUCUGA
This is a messenger RNA of Mobula hypostoma (lesser devil ray), 939 nucleotides long. RefSeq names its product C3a anaphylatoxin chemotactic receptor-like. The record is from RefSeq and is a predicted model, not a curated record. The transcript has a single exon. Lineage: Eukaryota; Metazoa; Chordata; Chondrichthyes; Myliobatiformes; Myliobatidae. Gene Ontology annotation, biological process: positive regulation of cytosolic calcium ion concentration; inflammatory response; phospholipase C-activating G protein-coupled receptor signaling pathway. Gene Ontology annotation, cellular component: plasma membrane. Bases 1 to 939 code for a protein of 312 amino acids. Gene Ontology annotation, molecular function: G protein-coupled receptor activity; complement receptor activity.